AUGGCUCACUUUGCACAGGUCAUGGCUGAAGUGGGCGACUUUGGUCGCUUCCAGGUACAGGUGACCAUCCUGAUGGGCAUCCCCAACUUCCUGUCUGCAUUCUUCGUGUUUAGUCAGAUCUUCAUGGUCCUUGAUGAGGCUCACCACUGUUCAGUGUCCUGGGUCAAGAACCACACUUUCAACCUAAGUGCUGCUGAGCAGCUGGCAGUCAGCAUACCCAACGACACGGCAGGCAGACCUGAGUCCUGCCUCAUGUUCCGGCCCCCUCCUGACAAUGCCAGCCUGGAAGACAUCCUCAGCCACCGCUUCAAUGAGACCCAGGCCUGUGAUUCCGGCUGGGACUAUCCUGAGAACAAGCCUCAGUCCCUGAAGAAUGAGUUUGACCUGGUGUGUGAUCGGAAGAGCCUGAAGAGGACUUCACAGUCAGUGUUCAUGGCUGGACUCCUCGUUGGGGCCCUCAUCUUUGGGCCCAUUUGCGAUCGGAUUGGCCGAAGAGCCAGCAUUCUGCUGCAGCUGUUUUUGUCAGGCCUCAUAGGCGUGGCCACAGCCUUUGUGCCCAGCUUCGAGCUCUACAUGGUUCUGUGCUUUAUCUCGGCUACUGCUGUUGCUGGAUAUAUGAUGAGCACCAUGAUCUUUGUUUCAGAAUGGGUGGGGCCGUCCUGGAGAACAAAAGCCAUGGUCCUGGCCCAGAGCAGCUUUGCCAUGGGACUGAUGGUGCUAGCAGGCCUGGCCUAUGGUGUCCGCAACUGGAGAGUCCUUCAGCUAGCAGGCACCACACCAGUCUUCUUGCUUGUCUUCUACUUCUGGGUUUUGCCAGAAUCUCCACGGUGGCUCCUCUCCCAAGGGAAGAUAGAGGAGGUCAAACAGCUGGUCCAGAAGGCAGCUUCAGUGAACAGGCGGCCACUUUCUCCAGAGCUCCUGAGCCAGCUGGCUCCUGAGAAGUCAGGCCCCUCAGGGAACGCCCUGGAUCUUUUCAGACACCCCUGUCUCAGGAAGGUGACCCUGAUUCUCAUUGCUGUCUGGUUUGUGGACAGUUUGGUGUACUAUGGCCUCGGCUUCCAAGUGGGGGACUUUGGCCUUGACAUCUACCUGACACAGCUAAUAUUUGGGGCAGUGGAGUUGCCUGCCCGCUAUUCCAGCAUCUUCAUGAUGGAGAAGCUGGGUCGCAAGUGGAGCCAGUUAGGUUCUCUGACUCUGGCAGGUGUCAUGUGCGUCGUCAUCAUCUUCAUCCCAGCAGGUCUCCCCACAGUGGUCACUGUGCUGGCCGUGGUGGGGAAGUUUGCCUCAUCCGCUGCCUUCACCAUAUCCUAUGUGUACACUACUGAGCUCUUUCCCACCAUCAUCAGGCAAACAGGCAUGGGGUUGGUGAGCAUCUUCUCUAGGAUUGGUGGCAUCAUCUCACCGCUUGUGAUGCUGCUGGAACAGUACCACAGGGCGCUCCCCAUGCUCAUCUUUGGCAGCCUCCCGAUAGGGGCAGGCCUACUGUGUGCUCUUCUGCCCGAGACACGGGGCCAGAUGCUGAAGGACACCAUCCAGGACCUGGAGCAGGGGUGCCCCUCACGGUGAGCAUUGACUUCUGGACCUCACAUCAGGAGUCCUCUCCCUAGGGCCAGGCCUCCCCAUCACCAUUAUUGCUUAUUGGGCAACAUAGUGCCCCUUCGUGCCACAGAUUCAUGUUGUAGGUCAUUUUCCUCCUACAGAUGAUGAUAGGAAUUCAUCCGAGGAUCCUGUGCUGGGCUACUGCUGACUUCUUUCUUCCCUUGCAGAUCUUCAGUGGCAUAGUCUCCUGAGAAAGAAAUGGUGGUUAAAGGAAGAAGUUCUAUCCUCAGGGUUCCAAUCGGCCAUCCUCCUCCCAACUGUGGUUGUUAAGGGCUUGUUCAUUUACAGCAACAGAUCACACAGUGGACACUGCUGGGGCCUGUUUUGAGGGAGUGACGAGCCCAGCUUGUUGGUCAGAACCAGCCUCUCUCUUUCUCUGAAAUAUUGUCAGUGCCAUGUUUGAAUUAGGAUCCUCGGUGUGUCUUUGUCUUUGCCUUUUGGAUUGUGUCUUUGCCAUGUCUUGGUGAGCAGGAUCACAGAGGAAGGAGUGUCUGCGGAUAUAAGAUAUCACAGCACAAGCCAGAGCUUGGGGAAGCACCAGGAACAACAGUCUUCUCCUUGUUCCCACCUCUUAAACCUCACACUGGGAUUCACAUUGUCAUACCUGGGGCCAGUGUCAAUGCAAACCCUUGGAGAACACUGUGAAACUAUUUCCAGAGCAUCACAGAUUCUUUGAGAAACUUCCUCCUUCACACUUGGUCACCUUCUCCUGUCAGGGUGGGUGUGCGCAGGGCUGGACCUGUGCUCUGUGCAUCCAGUCAUGGCUGUUUCGUACUGUUCUCUUGAAAUCAUAGCCAAACAUGUUCUUCAGCUUCCUACCAUUAUCAUACUG
Molecule: messenger RNA, 2431 nt
Organism: Onychomys torridus (southern grasshopper mouse)
Lineage: Eukaryota; Metazoa; Chordata; Mammalia; Rodentia; Cricetidae
Product: solute carrier family 22 member 13
Exons: 9
Coding region: 1-1566 (521 amino acids)
Biological process (GO): transmembrane transport
Cellular component (GO): membrane
Molecular function (GO): transmembrane transporter activity
Source: RefSeq, a predicted model, not a curated record